UCCAAUGGGAGCGGGCGGGCGGGCGCAGGCCCCGCCCCUGCCCCGCCCCGACCCCGCGCUCGCGGCUAUAAGAGCCCGAAGCUGCCGCGGAGCUCCAGCCUGCAAGCGCGAAGCCCACGGAGGAUCGGAGCAGACCGACCCGACCGGAGCCAGGAUGUGCGGAAUCUUCGCUUACAUGAACUACAGAGUCCCCCGGACAAGGAAGGAGAUUUUUGAGACCCUGAUUAAGGGUCUGCAGCGCCUUGAGUACAGAGGCUAUGACUCGGCAGGUGUGGCUAUCGAUGGGAACAAUCACGAAGUCAAAGAAAGACACAUCCAGCUAGUCAAGAAAAAGGGCAAAGUGAAAGCUCUGGAUGAAGAACUUUACAAACAAGACAGUAUGGACCUAAAGGUGGAGUUUGAGACGCACUUCGGCAUUGCCCACACGCGCUGGGCCACCCACGGUGUCCCCAGUGCUGUCAACAGCCACCCGCAGCGCUCAGACAAGGGCAACGAAUUUGUUGUCAUCCAUAAUGGGAUCAUCACAAAUUACAAAGAUCUGAGGAAAUUUCUGGAGAGCAAAGACUACGAAUUUGAGUCAGAAACAGACACAGAGGCCAUCGCCAAGCUGAUUAAGUACGUGUUUGACAACAGGGAAACUGAGGACAUUACAUUCUCCACACUGGUCGAGAGAGUCAUUCAGCAGUUGGAAGGUGCGUUUGCGUUGGUCUUCAAGAGCAUCCACUACCCAGGAGAAGCUGUGGCCACAAGGAGAGGCAGCCCUCUGCUCAUCGGAGUGCGGAGCAAGUACAAACUCUCCACAGAACAGAUCCCCGUCUUAUACAGAACAUGCAACAUUGAGAACGUGAAGAACAUCUGCACAACGAGGGUGAAGAGACUGGACAGCUCCACCUGCCUCCAUGCAGUGGGCGACAAAGCCGUGGAAUUCUUCUUUGCUUCAGAUGCAAGCGCCAUCAUAGAACACACCAACAGGGUCAUCUUCCUGGAGGACGAUGACAUUGCUGCAGUGGCUGAUGGGAAACUCUCCAUUCACCGAGUCACACGCUCAGCUAGCGAUGACCCAUCUCGAGCCAUCCAGACCUUGCAAAUGGAACUGCAGCAAAUCAUGAAAGGGAACUUCAGUGCAUUUAUGCAGAAGGAGAUCUUCGAACAGCCAGAAUCUGUCUUCAAUACCAUGAGAGGGCGGGUGAACUUCGAGACCAACACAGUGCUCCUGGGCGGCUUAAAGGACCACUUGAAGGAGAUCCGCCGGUGCCGAAGGCUCAUCGUGAUUGGCUGCGGAACCAGCUACCACGCCGCUGUGGCUACACGACAAGUGCUGGAGGAGCUGACUGAGCUGCCUGUGAUGGUUGAACUUGCCAGUGACUUUCUGGACAGGAACACACCUGUGUUCAGGGAUGACGUUUGCUUCUUCAUCAGCCAGUCUGGCGAGACCGCGGACACGCUCCUGGCGCUGCGCUACUGCAAGGACCGCCGCGCGCUCACCGUGGGCGUCACCAACACCGUGGGCAGCUCCAUCUCGCGCGAGACCGACUGCGGCGUCCACAUCAACGCGGGCCCGGAGAUCGGCGUGGCCAGCACCAAGGCCUACACCAGCCAGUUCAUCGCCCUCGUGAUGUUCGGCCUGAUGAUGUCCGAAGACCGAAUUUCACUGCAGAACCGGAGGCGGGAGAUCAUCCGCGGCAUGCAGUCCCUACCCGAGCUCAUCAAGGAGGUGCUGUCCCUGGAAGAGAAGAUCCACGACCUGGCGCUGGAGCUCUACACGCAGAGGUCCCUGCUGGUGAUGGGCAGGGGGUAUAACUAUGCCACGUGUCUGGAAGGAGCCUUGAAAAUUAAGGAGAUAACCUACAUGCACUCGGAGGGCAUCCUGGCUGGGGAGCUGAAGCACGGGCCCCUGGCCCUGGUUGACAAGCAGAUGCCGGUCAUCAUGGUCGUCAUGAAGGACCCCUGUUUUACCAAGUGCCAGAAUGCUCUGCAGCAGGUCACGGCCCGCCAGGGCCGCCCGAUUAUACUGUGCAGCAAGGACGACACUGAAAGUUCUAAAUUUGCAUAUAAAACCAUCGAGCUGCCCCACACAGUGGACUGCCUCCAGGGCAUCCUGAGCGUGAUCCCACUGCAGCUUCUCUCCUUCCACCUGGCUGUGCUCCGAGGAUAUGACGUUGACUUCCCCAGAAAUCUGGCCAAGUCUGUCACGGUGGAGUGAGAAUCACCACCUUCAGUCUGCUUCGAGACCUGUCAUGCAGCGGAUGCCACAAGUGGGCACGCCCCAGUGCCACGUGUCCCCAGUACAGCUUGACAGCUUCAACGUGCCUUGUACCCAAGUGCUUUUGCUUACAGCAGAUACUGUUUCUCUGUGUCCUGAAGUCACCCGAGGAGAAGGGAAUCAUUGUUUACACAUGGGGAUCAGAGCAGACUUUCCCACUGCUGUGCAAUAUACCGCUCUCAGAGUAACUGUGAACCUUUUUAAACCGACACUAGUUUUACAAAACAAAGUAUUUAUAAUGAUGAUUGUAUAGCUUUUAAGUUAUUUUUCUAGUAUGUGGCUUUCUGUAGCCAUGGUAACGCCCAGACUCUUCAUCUCAGCUACCCAGUGCACUGGUGCCGGGCUCACUCCUGGCGAGCGGCCCUCAUCUCAGACUGAGCACAAGGGAUCCAACCAUCUGGACUUCUCUCACCCUCCCCUCCUUGGGCUGCUCCUGGUUCCUGUGCUUUGAUGUCCCUGAAGCCCUCCUGCAUCUUCCUGUGCCUCCCACAAGUCCAGUUGAAAUUUCAGCUUCCUUCAAUAACUUUCUCCUAUUCUAGGGCCCAAAGCCCGGCAACUCUCUGACUUAGGUUUAAUCGGACAACGGUUCUCAAGCCUAAGUAGCAUUUUGGCCCCUGCUCCCUACCCAUAGUAAAACAGCUUGAAAUGGCCCAUGCAAGAGGGUAGUUUCAAGUGGGCUAUCCUGGUCUCUAUUUAAGUGUGCCCAAUCAAAGUACUACGCAAUUUUAUGACAAUAAAGAUAGUACAUUUGCA
Messenger RNA from Chinchilla lanigera (long-tailed chinchilla), 3016 nucleotides. It is a transcript of the gene Gfpt2, whose product is annotated as glutamine-fructose-6-phosphate transaminase 2. Gene Ontology annotation, molecular function: carbohydrate derivative binding; L-glutamine:D-fructose-6-phosphate transaminase (isomerizing) activity. The coding region runs from base 5 to 2203 and encodes 732 amino acids. The transcript is spliced from 19 exons. Gene Ontology annotation, biological process: fructose 6-phosphate metabolic process; carbohydrate derivative biosynthetic process; UDP-N-acetylglucosamine metabolic process. The record is from RefSeq and is a predicted model, not a curated record. NCBI's taxonomy places the organism in Eukaryota, Metazoa, Chordata, Mammalia, Rodentia, Chinchillidae.